UAUAGUUCAUUAGCAGCCCACUGGUCUCCAGAGAGAUACUUUCAUCACAUAAUGCUUUAUACUAUGCUAGGGAGCAGUGCUUACAGCUGUGUAAGCCAUUUAUUAUACCGGUCCUAAGCAUUGCUAGUGCUGGCUACACACGUAGUAUCGCUCUGGGCAUUGCUAGUGCUGGCUACACACGUAGUACCGCUCUGGGCAUUGGUAGUGCUGGCUACACACGUAGUACCGCUCUGGGCAUUGCUAGUGCUGGCUACACACGUAGUACCGCUCUGGGCAUUGGUAGUGCUGGCUACACACGUAGUACCGCUCUGGGCAUUGCUAGUGCUGGCUACACACGUAGUACCGCUCUGGGCAUUGCUAGUGCUGGCUACACACGUAGUACCGCUCUCAGCAAGAAUCCAGCGUGGUCUCCUGUACACCCGGAAGCUGGGGGCGGGGGGAGGAGGUGGGCGGAGACAUGGGUUAGGCUGCGCUCUCUGCGGCUGAGCUACGUAAUAGCUAUGCAUAUGAGGGACUGGCUGAGGUUCUGCUCGCACCGGUUCAGGCCGGUCCUCUCCUGCUGGAGUCUGCUUGUGAUUGACAGUUCCACACUUGUUUACCACACUGUGCGGCUGCCUCUCUCUCGCCUGCUCACUUUGCAGCACAUUGCUGAGCUGGCACAAAGGAAGAAAAUGACGAUAAUUCAGAAGAAGGACUAACCACUAUUCAUUCAGGAAGGCAUGAAUAUGCAUUUAGCUUUGAGCUUCCACAAAUACCACUUGCUACCUCAUUUGAAGGCAGACAUGGCAGUGUGCGCUACUGGGUGAAAGCGGAAUUGCACAGACCCUGGCUUCUACCAGUAAAAUUAAAGAAGGAAUUCACAGUCUUUGAACACAUAGAUAUCAACACUCCUUCAUUACUGGCUCCCCAAGCGGGCACAAAAGAAAAGACCCUGUGUUGCUGGUUAUGUACCUCAGGUCCAAUAUCCUUAAGUGCCAAAAUAGAAAGAAAGGGCUACACACCAGGUGAGUCAAUUCAGAUCUUCGCAGAGAUUGAGAAUUGUUCUUCUCGCAUGGUGGUACCAAAGGCAGCCCUUUAUCAAACUCAGACAUUUUAUGCCAAAGGAAAAAUGAAGGAAGUAAAGCAACUUGUUGCCAACUUGAGAGGAGAGUCCUUGUCGUCAGGGAAAACAGAGACUUGGAAUGGCAAGCUGCUGAAAAUUCCACCCAUUUCCCCUUCUAUCAUUGACUGUAGCAUAAUCCGUGUGGAAUAUUCUCUUAUGGUAUAUGUGGAUAUUCCAGGGGCUAUGGAUUUAUUCCUUAAUUUACCAUUGGUAAUUGGCACUAUCCCACUGCAUCCAUUUGGCAGCCGGACAUCCAGUGUGAGCAGCCAGUACAGCAUAAAUAAUUGGCUUGGUUUGACAUUGCCAGAAAGACCUGAAGCGCCUCCCAGCUAUGCAGAAGUUGUCACAGAAGAGCAAAGGCAGAAUCUGAUGUCUUCAAAUGCUUGUGACAAUUUUGAAUUGGCUCUUCAAGGACCACUAUUUGCAUACAUCCAAGAAUUUCGUUUUCUUCCCCCCCCACUAUAUUCAGAGGUUGAUCCUAAUCCAGAUCAGCCUACAGAAGAGCAUCCUUCCUGCCCAUCUCGCUGAGGGAUUCUUUUUCCUUACAGACAAGACUCUUAACUGCCUGUUAAGUUAUGGCAGUUAUGUUGGAGGCGCACUUUCAAAGGAAACUGCUUUUUCGAUUUGGAAGUGGCAGACUUAAUCAGCCUCUGGUCAUGGUUACAGCAUAUACUGCAUUAUAAGGUGUGUGUGCUGUAUACAUACGGUUGCUCUCCCACCGUCUUGUGGGCCGAGUCGAGAAGCUGCUGCAUUCGUAUGUGGUCAAGAGAUGAGGAUGCACAUCCUAGUAGUAACAAAGUGGAUCCGCUUCCUCCUUUACUUCUUUAAGAUUUGCACACUCAGUACGAAUUUAUAGCAGCUUGAUAUCACUACAGCUUUCAUUGUUUCCACCGGACACUCAGUCCUUCAGUUUGGCCGUGUUUGAUACACCCUGAAGUGAACGAAAGCUUUGAGAAACUGAAAACUUACAAAUGCACUAAGCUUUUUUUUUUUCUUUUUUUUUCUACCCCAUUAUUUUACCCACUUAUGAACAUGCACAGUAUUGUCCUCUCUGGCUGCCUUCUCAGCUUGGAUUCAGCAAUGGAUUCGUCUCUAAAAACAUCUAAUGCCUUCACACUAAUCCUUACUGCUGUAUGUUGUUUGGCAGCCCACUGUAGUAGAAUAGCAGCAAUUUCAAUGGGUUAUUAAUAUACAGACCUAAGGGACUGAAACUCUCAUCAAGAUUGUACAUCUAAAUUUCAGACUUGUUGCCUUUUUACUGUCGCCCCCAAGCAGAAUUUUGUUACAGACUUCCUACAAAUCACUUAAACUCAGGAGAACUCAUUACUUGCCAAACCUUGGAAUGCUAUUGGUGUUUUUAUGUUGCACUGUUCUAUGUUUUAUGGGUUGUAUGACUGUGUUGGCGGAUACCAUGUACCCUUCACAGGAAAAGUUUUUAAAAAAAAAAAAAAAGUUAUUUUGUUUAUAGUUUACUUACAUGAAAUUCACACUCUCUUAAAGAGGAAGCUUUUACUAAGCUUAACCAGGGCAUUAAUUUAUAUGGCACUGUAAAGUAAAGGCGAGUAGAACAUAUGCUGGGAUUCCCCUUACACAUGACAGUGUUAAGUAGGAACGUGGCAUUCCCUGUCCUAUAGGCCUAGACGUCCAGUUUGUGGCUGUUGAAACUCCCCCAUCUCUACCAUGGAGUUUAAAAAAAAAAAAAAAUAUAUAUAUAUAAUAUAGGGUGGGUGUGUGUGUUUACUCACCUGCUAAAGAUGCUGGACAGUACUGCUUUAGAUCAGAAAUGUUCAGACAACAGCACAAUAACAGCUGUAAAAUACAACUGGCAGCCCUUAUAUCGACAUUGAAGUUCAACAGCAGCCAUAAAGCCGCAGGUUGGAUGCCUACACUCUGUUUUAUCUGUAAGGGUGCUUCCAGGCACGGAACAAAAUCAAAUAAACCCUUGUGCGUUAGCUGACUAGUGAGGUUAGCAUGUAACAGGGUAACAUAGAAUCCACUGCAAUACUGUCAAGGUGUUCUUUAUGGAGAUAGCAGCAGCUAUUUGGCAUGAAGCAGACAGCAGAUGUCCAACCCAAGAGCUACUAGUUUCCCAAUAUGUUUAGAUUUGUCCUAGCACAAAGCUGAUGGAAUUUAGGCUAAUGCCACACGGGGCUGAUUUUUGGGCAAGAAUCGCCCCUAUGCUGGCACCAGCCUCCUACCUUGCUUACACCCAGAAGCAUGGUCUUGGCCCAGGUGCAGGCAGACGCGGCAGAUAUUGGCAAAAAAACACGAGUGUGCAUUUAACAGCCAAUAUCCACUGCGAGGAAGAACUGUUAUAGAUGCACAAGUAUAUAACAUUGAUACAAGUUGGACAGGACAUUUAGUUCCCUCCCCUAAUGUAACCCUUUACAUUGCUCUCUUUGUGGAUCACUAAGUAUAAACCUGCUUGUUUUGUGUCCCAUCCUUCCUUUCCACUGCCCCUGUUCUCCUGGCUGUAAGAUUGAAAUCUCUCUUGUUUCAAGAGCUCUCAACUUAAAUCAAAAAAUGUAUGCAUUUUUGUAAGUGUCCUUUUUUUAAGCUAAUUAAGUAAAUAAUUCCACAGUGAAAGCUUCCAGAGCGGAGAAAUGUAAGGUUUUAAUUAGUCACGUUUUAAGUGAUUCAGCAGAUAUUUGCUUUUUUUCCCCUGAAUUAUUGUUGGAUUUAAGAGGAAAUAAGAGCAGUUUGACUUUUGUACUGUGUAUUUGUUUCCUUCAUUGUUUUGUUGGUAAGCUGGUGCAUUUUUCACCAGAACUAGUCUUUCUUAAUGCAAAGCCCAGAGUCAGUUUCUUAAGGGAAAUUACAAUUUAUUUAUAAGUAGGGCUUAUAUUUGGUUUUCCUUAAAUAGGUUCAGGUAGCAAAAAUAAGGCAUGGCUUAGUGUGAGCACCAAAUCAUUUUACUCUGUGUAUUUGCAUUUACAGAGGAGGGGCAGCUGCUAUACAGCCCCCCCAGGCAGCAGCGGUCACAUAAUCCAUUUAUUUGUGACCAGUCUUGGUGCUGUUAGUAUUUAUAGGUAAUGCCUUAGUCAAAGCAAACAUCAUGGCAUUUCCAAUGCAGAGGAGAAAUGUGAAUGUUUUUUACCCUGCUGUUUAAGGGAAACUAAAUGCAAGAUAUGCCCUUCUUACAGAUAAUGUUUAUUUUUCCUAUAAGAGGGCUGGGAACAAUUAUUUUUUUUUUGUCUAUGAGGAGAUAGGCUGGGGUUAUAGAUGAAGAAAGGGGUUGACCAAUAAAUCCUAAUAGCCACUGCAAAUAUUUGUGACAUUUAGCAUUAUUAAAGCCACUGGCACUGUAUUGCAUGGAAAUGUGGUUAUAUAAAUAUGCUAACAAUUCUGCAAAGUUUGUGAAAGUAUUUUGCUUUUUUUUUUUUUUUAAUAUAUAGAGGCAUUAUUAUUAUUUUUUUUUUUUUUUUUUUAAUACUGGUCAUUUUCUUUUAUAAACCAGUUGUUGACAAACUUAGUCCAGUAUUGGAGAUGGCUUCCUAAUCGUACGUUAGGAACAGCGGAGUGAAAUCCAAAUGAUAGAGAAACAAAGUGCAAUAUUAAAUGUAUGUAUGCUUAUAGAUCUGAAUCUAUGGCUGUUUAUACAUUUAUUUUUCUUUUGUUUUGGUGCUGUACAUGUUAUUGUAGGCUCCAGUUUUAAACAAACUUUAUGUGGAAAAUGUUAUGUUUUCCUUUUUUUUUUUUUUGUUGCUCUUCCUUGUUAAAAAUAAAAAAAGUUCAUUUU
Messenger RNA from Xenopus tropicalis (tropical clawed frog), 4841 nucleotides. It is a transcript of the gene arrdc3, whose product is annotated as arrestin domain containing 3. Bases 1052 to 1630 code for a protein of 192 amino acids. Gene Ontology annotation, cellular component: cytoplasm; lysosome; early endosome. The record is from RefSeq and is a predicted model, not a curated record. The transcript is spliced from 8 exons. NCBI's taxonomy places the organism in Eukaryota, Metazoa, Chordata, Amphibia, Anura, Pipidae.